UACCGACGACCGCGUGUCCGACAUGGAGCAGGAGGACAGCCUGGGCCUGACGGGCGGCGGCCGCGACAGCCCCCUGAAGCCCGGCGUCGGCGUCUGCGGGGGCGGUAUGGAGGGGGAGGACAUCCUGGCCAAGCUCCGCCAGCAGGUCUCGGCGGCGUCCCUCUUCAGCCACACCCGGGAGAGCAUCCUGGGCGGCUCCCCUCCUCCCCCCGGCUCGCCCAACAACAACAAUAACAAUAAUAACAAUAACAAUAACGGACACAACCUCUACGACCGCCUCCACACCCUCCUGCAGGCGAAGAUGAAGAGGGAGGAGGACGGUGAGGGGGACGAGGACUCGCGCGACCUGGUGCUCCGGGCGGAGGCGCUGCAGAGGCAGAGGGAGUCGCUGCUGUCGUCGCCACAGGCGCUCAUGAACGCCAUGAGGGGCGGCGGGCCGCCCUCGCUGGUGCCCCCCGGGCCGCACCUGCCCUUCAUCCCCAGCACGGUCGGCCUCCCGCCCACCUCACAGAUGCCGCCCACGCCUGGGUCGGCUGGGUCACGCGACUCCUCCGGCAACGGCACACGCACGCCCUCGCACACGCCCGAGCCGCACCAGAGUCAGCAGUCCUGGAGCUUCGAGGAGCAGUUCAAACAGGUGAGUCGGCCUUCCAGCGUAGAGAGAUGUCCAGAUUGCGGAGUUGCUGUGAAGGCAGCCACAGAAUCUGACUUCAGCGCACCUGCACGGGCGCAAGCGGGCGGCGUGGAUAUAUAA
Molecule: messenger RNA, 754 nt
Organism: Penaeus indicus
Lineage: Eukaryota; Metazoa; Arthropoda; Malacostraca; Decapoda; Penaeidae
Exons: 2
Coding region: 23-754 (243 amino acids)
Source: RefSeq, a predicted model, not a curated record